Messenger RNA from Paracoccidioides brasiliensis Pb18, 960 nucleotides. RefSeq lists its product as uncharacterized. The coding region runs from base 1 to 960 and encodes 319 amino acids. The record is from RefSeq and is a predicted model, not a curated record. Gene Ontology annotation, molecular function: protein binding. The transcript has a single exon.
AUGGAUCCGAUGCCAUUUACCCCCCUUAGCCCCUAUGAAACAAAAAUUAUUUGGGUUUCCGUCGGUCCAGUUGGCAAACAGAGGACAUUCGGUGCUCAUCUGGGGAUCCUCAGCCAGUCGCCCUCCCUCAUCAGGAAGAUAUGUCCUGCAACAACAGCCAAAGGUCGUAGUCUCUCUUUAGACGAUAUAAAUCCGGUGGUUUUUGAACUGGCCCUAAGGUUCCUGUAUGCUGGAAACUACCAGGUUUGUUCGUAUAGCUCCACAAUCCUACCGACGCCAGAGGAUAGCGCCCUGUGCUCCGACGUCGGCUUGGAUUUUGAAAUCCAUUCUCUUGUCUACUGCUUCGCCCGGGAAUAUGCGAUAGACAGGCUUGCUGCGCUUGCCAUAGGAUAUAUCAAAAACAUGACGCAAGUUCCAUAUUGGAAGAUCCUCGACGUUGCGAAGAAGGUGUACCCAAAACUCCACGACGACGACGGAAAUGACAUGUAUCGAGCUAAGUUCAUGCAUGAGACGAGGCGCGCGAUGAAAAACAAUUUUAACCUUGUCCGGGAGACUUGGCUUCUUGACGUCUUUAAAAAUGAACAUGGCAAUUUGACUGUUGAUUUAUUCACAACACUAACCGAACCACUGAUUAUGGAAGAGCGCAAAUCGCUCGCUCUUGAAGACCAACAGUCAUUUGAAGAUACCAGUGAGCAACAUCAAGUGGACGAACCGCUAAGUCCGUCCCAAACUAAUUAUGAGAAAGGGGAAACGAUGCACUGGAAUGGUGAUGGGGGCGAUCAUGAAUUUGCAAACCAUAUUCCAGAACCACCCGCUGCCCCUAAAGAUGAGGGUCCUCCUCUUUCCCCGCCCCAGCAAGCCAUAUCAAACCCAAACCCAGGUUUCCACGAAGUCGUAUACCGGGGAUAUUCGGAACAACCAGAACUAAAACUAGCCGAUGAGGAAUCUGACUGGCGUUAA